Molecule: messenger RNA, 1324 nt
Organism: Radiomyces spectabilis
Lineage: Eukaryota; Fungi; Mucoromycota; Mucoromycetes; Mucorales; Radiomycetaceae
Exons: 11
Coding region: 41-1213 (390 amino acids)
Biological process (GO): tRNA dihydrouridine synthesis
Cellular component (GO): cytoplasm
Molecular function (GO): flavin adenine dinucleotide binding; tRNA dihydrouridine synthase activity
Source: RefSeq, a predicted model, not a curated record
GUGGCGGCAGUGAUCUUGUAGUGCAUUUGGAGUUUGAAGCAUGUCAGAUCAAGAAACUAUCGACUACGCCAACAAGCUGGUGCUUGCUCCCAUGGUGCGAGUAGGCACAUUGCCUAUGCGCUUGACCGCCCUCGAUUACGGCGCAGAUCUUGUUUGGACCGAGGAAUUAGUUGAUAAACGCAUUAUUGGCUCCGUGCGUAAAGUGAAUGUGGCGACUGGAGCUAUUGAGUACUGGAAGGGCCACGCCAUGUGUUUCAGUACGCAUGAAAAGGAAAAGGGAAAAGUGAUCUUGCAGCUGGGUACCGCUGAUCCUGACUUGGCGCUGCAGGCAGCGCUUACUUUAAAACAAGAUGUGGCAGCGGUCGAUCUCAACUGUGGUUGUCCCAAAAAGUUCUCUGUUCAGGGUGGUAUGGGCGCCGCCUUGUUGUCCAAUCCGGAAAAGUUGAAGCAGAUCCUCGUUAACCUUGUGCAGCAUUCUGGUCUGCCUGUCUCUUGCAAGAUCAGACUUUUGGAGAACAAGGAAGAUACGAUCAAACUGGUCAAAAUGAUUGAAUCAACUGGCGUCAAAUUGUUGACCGUCCAUUGUCGCACCAAGGAUCAACGUUCAUCGACCCCUGCCAAUUGGGAGGCCUUGAAGGAUAUCGUCGAGGCGGUGAAAACCAUACCCGUUGCCGUAAAUGGUGACAUUUAUAACUACAAUGACUUUUUGCGAGCAAAGGGGCUCACUGGUUGCAGUUCAGCUAUGAUGGCGCGUGGUGCCCAGUAUAAUCCAUCGGCAUUCCGCAAAGAAGGCCCCUUGUCCUACGACGAAGCGGUCCGAACCUACUUGAAACACUGUGUGGAAAUGGACAACAUGUACCAAAACACCAAAUAUGUCCUAUUGUCAAUGAACACCGAUCCAAAACACACGAAAUCCGAACGAUAUGCGCGAAUGCAAAAAGCCAAAUCGAAUCUUGCAUUAUGUGAGGUUUUUGGAUUGGAGUCCUACUAUCACGAAGUCAAAGCUACCCAAGCCGCCAGAUUGGAAGCUGCUAAAUCAGAGAAGGGCAGUGAGAACACUGAAACCGAGCAGCAAGACAAAGAAAAUGCAACGGAUCAGAGUCAAGAUGCAGAAGUAGGCCAAAAACGUUCAUUGGAAGCAAAUACACCCAAUGAAAAAGAAGAAGCCAAAAAGCUCAAGAUAGAUGAACCGGUGACUGAAGACUGCCAAUAAAAAAUAGAUGGUUGUCGUUACAGAGCUACUUUAUUUUUAUUCAUCAUAAAAAGGAUAAAAUACCCUCAAACGGGCCGUUGCUGAAUUGGGAUACCGAUGUAUAGAUUGAAC